Molecule: messenger RNA, 1573 nt
Organism: Cornus florida
Lineage: Eukaryota; Viridiplantae; Streptophyta; Magnoliopsida; Cornales; Cornaceae
Exons: 3
Coding region: 424-825 (133 amino acids)
Source: RefSeq, a predicted model, not a curated record
UUCUGAUUUGAGAACAUGCAUAAAGAGAAAUUGGGUACAUGUUCUAGGGCUAGGGUUCUCGCGCAACUGAGGCGAUUCGGCGACUCCAGUACGACUGACGUCUUCUACAAAUUGACGACCCUAUUUCAUGGUGACCUCCUCUGGAUCUUCGUAUUUCAUAUGUAACAUACUUAAUCCUUCUUCUCUCUCCAAAAUUUCGAAGGGUGUGUGAAAAUUGGGCUUAAAUCGACGACUGUGUAUGAAGAUCUGAAGAGCUCUCACUUCAUCGCGUCUCUCUCCACUCUCGGAUUCUUUUCUCUCUUUCUCCGGUCGAUUUAAGCCAACGAUAAACGCCGGCAGCCAUCUCCAGCGACGGUUUGGCAAGAAAAUUUUCAGAAUCUCCCCAAGCUCUCUAUCUCUAUUUCCCCAUCUCUCUUAUCUCGGAUGGAGAUUAAUGGUGAGAAUGUGGUUGGAGAAGAAAUAGAGAACCUUAUAGACAAUAGCGACGAUGGAAAACUAGUAUGGGAUAAUUCUCAGCUCGAAGCUUUCAUCAUCUGUAUGGAGGAAGAAGUGAAGGUUGGAAAUCGGAGUAGCGGAACUUUUUGUCCAGCUGGUUGGAAGAAUAUGGUAAAAGGUAUGAGGGUCCGUAUAGGAAAAAAGUAUGAACUGAAACAACUUAGGAGCAAAUUCAACCACGUGAGGGUAGAGUACAAAGCAUUUGUGAGUUUGUUAGCAGAAACAGGCGUAGGAUACAAUGUUGAGAUGGGCAUGGUUAUAGUUGAAACAGAAAGAUGGCCUAAAUUGAUGAAGGUGAAUACCCAUUAUGGUAAGUUUCGAAAGAAGUGAUGGAAGCAUUUUGACAAGCUCACCACCAUAUUUGGAGGCACACAUGCUACAAGUGCACAUGUCCAUACUUCGACUAAUCCACCCAUUAUCAACCAAGCCCCCGCACACCAUGCCGCCAUACAUAGCUCAUUUGAAAUUGAUGAUUUACCUGAGUUAGGCGGUCGUGAGAUCAGUCCUUCUCCUGAACCUCAUGGUAAGAAACCAAAGAAAGAGAGUUUUGCAUCCACAAUGAGCAAUGUCAUGCGUGAAAUGAAAGAUAUUAAAUGAGAGAAAUGUGAUUGAAUUGAAUGGGCCCUAAAAGAAGCUUCAUCAUCUAAUAAUAUGAAAACAGUCCACGAAGAAUGUCAGGUUGAAGUAAAUUCUCCGGACAAGAUAAAAGGUGAUUUUAAGUUAUGUUGUAGUAUUUUGAAUAAGUCGGAGGGCGUUGAUAUGAAACAAUAUGCUAAGGUCACCUAGAUGUUACAUAAUGAUGAAGUUUGGAGGGAGUUCUUUCUGAAUGACUUUCCUAAUAAUAAAAGGGUUGGUUGGAUCAUGAAUAUUUGAUUUGGUGUGUUGCUUUUAUUAUGACUUUGGAUGACUGUACUAUUAAGUAUACUUUAUUUGGUGUAUUGUUUUUAUUUCUCAUUUGAUUUUGUUGUGACUUUGGAUGAUUAUAAUAUUAAGUACACUAGUAUUUAUGUUAUUGGGAUGAUUGUAAUGACAAUAUCAGUAUUUGGCUUGGGAUGAUUUUAUUUGCUGUCUUCUUUUA